Eupeodes corollae is the source of this 6020-nucleotide messenger RNA. RefSeq names its product transcriptional regulator ovo (gene ovo). Gene Ontology annotation, biological process: regulation of transcription by RNA polymerase II; epidermal cell differentiation. The coding region runs from base 1030 to 4464 and encodes 1144 amino acids. Gene Ontology annotation, cellular component: nucleus. Gene Ontology annotation, molecular function: DNA-binding transcription factor activity, RNA polymerase II-specific; RNA polymerase II cis-regulatory region sequence-specific DNA binding. The transcript has 4 exons. NCBI's taxonomy places the organism in Eukaryota, Metazoa, Arthropoda, Insecta, Diptera, Syrphidae. The record is from RefSeq and is a predicted model, not a curated record.
CGAGCGACGACGUGGGAAUCAUCAUCGUGGUAUUUGUGCAUUUUGUUUUUCUUAUUUAUUUUUACCGCCGCCGCCGCUGUGCCGAUCAUCGGUUCGGUAUUCGGUUAUACCUUGCUUUGGAGAUAGAACAGCUUUUAGAGUAGAGUUCGCAGUUGUUGUUGUAAUGAGGUUUUUCUGUUGUAUACGGUGCUAAGCUGGAACUAACUGACUUUGAGUAAACACCGCUCGAAUACAGUAAGAGACGAUCCAUCGCUGAGGACACACGCGUUUUUCUUGCUUUUUGGAAUAACAUACCUUCCUACAGUGUUAUUUAUUCUUUUUUGUAUUCUUACCACUUUUGUGUACACCAUUCUCCAGCACAGUUCUCGAAGUUAGAACCAUAUGAUAAUCGUUAUAUUCUCCUUUGGAUUUUUUCGUUAACGUCUCGUUGGAUAUAUCGGGUUGUUUUAUAUCUUCGCGUAUAAGAAAAAAUUUAAUAAGAAACAACAAAAAAAAACCUAUUCCAAAGAAUAAAACAAAAAAACAAGAAAAUAAUAUAAAAGGAAUUUUUAUAUUCGAGUGUAUUCUUUUUUUCUGUGUGGUUUUUGGUAUUCUUCUAGCGUGAUUGUUCGUGGAUCUCGGUUCGCGUGAUCUCCGUUUCGUUUCGCAUUUUCAAAGACGAAGAAUCCAACAGGAAUAUAAGAAAAUAUAUAAAUAGAUAGAUACCAGAGAAAAAAAAGGAAUUUCAAAACAUAAUUUAACAAAAAAAAGAUAUUCUUGAAGUGACAAAGGAAUUUGAAGAUAGUGAAGAAUAUGUUCAAAAAUGAUUUUAAAAAAUAAUAUAAGUGCAUAUAUUUAUAAAUUUAAACGAAAGUGUUUAUCAUAAAAAAAAUAAAUAAAUAUGAAAAAAUAAAAAAAAAAAUAUUUAGUGUUGUAAAAUACGCUCAUAUAUACACAUUGGAUUAUAAAUUGUUUUUGAUUCAAACAAAAAUUUGGAAAUUAAAAAUAUUUAAUAAAAACUAAAUUUAAUAAAAACUCCAUCCAACCAAAAUGCCGAAAAUAUUUUUAAUCAAAAAUCGUCUGCACCAACAGCAAUUACGUCUGUUGGAAGCACAAAAUUUAUUAUCACACAAGGACGACGAUAGAUUAGUACCACCGUUAAGUCCAUCAUCACCACAAAAAAAAUCAUCUAAUUUAUUUGGUCCUUCAUCGAAUGGAUUUAAUCGAUAUGAAAGUGAUACUUCGUCGUCGAAUACAACAAAUAAUGAACCAUUGUCAUUGGUGGCGAGGAAGCGAUUCAAUCGUCGUGAUCAUGACGAUGAACAAGUUCGUGAUAUCUUCCACGAAGACAAUCGCUUGGCUCCGCCAACAUCCCCUGAGCCAAAACUACCAUCGCCCCAUCAUCAUACCAAUUACACCAAAAAUAUUCGACCGUCGUUAGAAUCGAAUCCCAUUUCAACAACAACUUCCCUGCCAACAACCAGUGCGAAUAGCCGAACUGCCGACGAUAGUCCACCUUCACGGAAUACGCCAAACCGAUUGACACCACCCACCACCACAGACGAAAGUAUUACCGUACCAGCAGCAUCUGCAACAGCAUCAUCGUCAUCAUCGCCGCCACCGCCACCACCACCGCGACCAAGACGAUUUUUCUCGUCAAUACUUGGCGGUGAUCAUCCUUAUGGCAGUCGUGGUCACGUACUCACCCAAGCCCAACGUAAGGAAUAUCCCACCGAGGUGGUUGUAGCUGCUGCCGUUCCGCCAAUCGUAUCCUGCGAAGACGAACCCGUCUCAGAUACAGUCGACUCAGAUACAGAAGAUCAUAAAUUAAUAGUCGAUGAGAAGCCAGUUGUUCCUGAAGAGAAACCGCUUAGUUUGAGAACGACAAAGACUCCGCCACCAGCGGAAACACGCCCAAGUCCACCGCCACCACCCGAACCGGCAGUAAGGUGUUCGGUAAUCCAAAGAACGCCAAAGCCCAGAGAUUCACACGAUACCCGCCUUCCACUUGCAUUGUCACUGGCUCAUUUGGGCCCAGAGCAGGAACAGCCUAUUGAUUAUCACGUUCCGAAGCGAAGAAGCGAGUUUGAGGACGAAGAGAAGGCGGCCGAGCGUGAGCGACGCAUUCGGGAGGCUAGACGACGAAGUGCGAUAUUGGCAGCGAGAGCGGUUCUCGCCCAUCCAAGACUUGCAAAACUGAGCGGCAUUCUAGCUGCAGCAGCAGGUCACGGCAGGUCCUCGAAUAGCGGGGGAACAGGCAACUCUGGUCAAGGGUCCGCGGGCGGUCACCAAAACGGAGGUGCAGCUGGACUGAACUUCAGUGUUGGUGGACAAUUUGGCAGCGGAAGCGGCAACAGCGCAGCGAACAGCGGAAGCCUAGGCAGCGGCACAGGCGGCGGAGGAGGUGGUAUGGGAGGAGGACGAGACGGUCGUUCGAAUUACGGUCCAAACAGUCCACCCACGGGAUCACUUCCGCCCUUCUACGAGAGUCUUAAGGCACAAGGCCUUGGCAACAACAUGAAUUCCUUUAACGCGGCGAAUAGUAAUUUUCUUAUACAAAAUGCGGCCGCCUAUCUUAUGGGUGGCGGCGCGGGUGUAGAUGGUAUUGGUGGGGCCGGGGGGAGCGGCCAGGGGAACUCGCCGGAUAUGACGCACUUAGGUUCGACGGCGGCAUUCGCCAACGGUCUCGGUAAUAAUCCUUCAAAUGGUAAUCAUAUGAAUGGUCUUAAUCCAAAAUAUCCCAUGUUCAAUCACGCAGCUUACGGUAUUAUCCUGAAGGACGAGCCGGACAUUGAGUAUGACACAAAAAUCGAUAUAGGCAACUUUGCCCAACAGGGGCUCCUGCACAACGGCAACAACGGGGGCAACAAUCAGAACUGCUUUGGCAACGGCCACGGCAGUGGAGGCAACAACGGCGGGUACGAUGUUAACGACUCCAUGAUGUCCGAAGUGGUUGAUCCACUUCAGUUCACGGCGACGCUGACAUUCUCCUCAUCGGGCGACAACAUCUUGGACACCUUAUCGGAUGCGGUUGAUCUGAGUUCAUUCCUGCAGCGGCUGCCCAGUGAAGACUCGCCGAGUCCUGGUCAGGAAUUGGAGCUGGCUUCGACGCCCUCGCUCACUCCCGACUCGAUCAUUCAGAAUGACGGUGUCAACUGCAUGGACGCGUUCCACGAAAACAUCAUGAGUCACAUAACCAACACCCCGGGACCGAAUGGCUCGCGUGGCGUUGGGAACUGCUUCGACAACUCAAGAUUCCACCUGCAAAACAGCAAGCUAUACCAAGAGUCAACGCCUCCGCCGAGCUAUCAGCAAGCCCACAUGCAUCUGCAACAGCAGCACCAUCAUCAGCAGCAGCAACAACACCAUCAUUUCUCAAGCCAGCAGCAACAACAGCAGCAGCAACAUAGCUCUCACCCUCAUCAUCAUCAUCAUCCGCAUCCACAUGUGCAACACCAGCAGCAGCAGGCGCAGCAACAGCAGCAUCCUCAUCAUCACAACCAUCACCAGGGAAUGCUGUCCCAUGCGCUAAAUAACAGCAACUACCAUCACAUGGGCAGUGACAACAGCAAUCUAUCGCUGCCAUCGCCCUCCUCGAGCAGUAGUCACCAGAUGUCGAAUGCGUCCACUGGAACUCUCGAUCCAGUCGAUGCCAAGCCCAUCAUCCAAAGUGUAAGUCCAAGAUCUCAGUUCAAGAGGCAAUCUCAACAACAACAACAACCGCAACAAUUCACACUCAACAAUGGUGGUACAGUGCUGGCAAGUGGUGGUGUCACAGAAGUCUGUGGCAUACCCGCCCUAUCGCCGCACGUACCACCGCUGGAUGAUACCAAGUUCCAUAUACUACAUCAAAGGUUGGGACUGCCACCCGAAGUGCAAUUGGAAUUCGUAAACGGUGGUCAUGGCAUCAAAAAUCCACUCGCCAUCGAGAACACCCAUGGUCAUGGCCAUCGCAUUCGUGAAGAUGAUAAAAAUAAAACAGUUGUUGCUCCUGUUUGUGAGGAUGAUCCAACGAAAUUUAUCUGCCGCAUUUGUUCGAAAACAUUUACAUUGCAAAGACUGCUGAAUCGUCAUAUGAAAUGUCAUUCAGAAAUUAAGCGAUAUUUGUGCACGUUCUGUGGCAAAGGCUUCAACGAUACAUUCGAUUUGAAACGUCACACUCGAACACACACCGGUGUCCGUCCUUAUAAGUGCAAUUUGUGCGAGAAGAGCUUCACCCAAAGGUGUUCACUUGAAUCUCACUGCCUUAAAGUGCACAGUGUGCAACAUCAAUACGCUUAUAAGGAGCGUAGAGCUAAGAUGUACGUGUGCGAAGAAUGUGGUCACACAACCUGUGAACCAGAAGUCCAUUAUCUUCAUCUCAAAGAAAAUCAUCCCUAUUCACCGGCUUUGCUUAAAUUCUAUGAUAAGCGUCAUUUUAAAUUCACAAAUUCUCAAUUUGCGAAUAAUUUGUUAGGCCAAUUACCAAUGCCGGUUCAUAAUUAAAAAAAAUACAAAAGAAAAACAAAGUCACAGAAAUUAUUCAUUUAAAAAACAAACCUGUAAAAAAACAACCAAGUGAAUUCAGAGUUACGUUUUGUAUUAAGAAUUUUUCUUCUAUAUUUUUUAUUUUUGUUGAUUUUUCCUCUUUUUUUUAAAUCUAUUUUAUUUUCAAUUGAAUUGAAUUUCUAUUUAAAUUAUCAUGAAGUUUAUUAUUUUUAUUUUUUUUUAAGAAUUUUGUUAUAUUUUUUAAGAUCAAAAAUCGACUCAAUAAAUUUAUCUAUUAUUGAAAACAAAAAUGAUCUAAACAAACAAACAAAAAAUCAAUCAUGAUGCAAAAACAGAUAAAAAUAUGAAUAAGCUUUUGUGUUUUUUGUUUUGUUUUUGUUUUAUACACAAAACUGGCUAACACUGCCCGUAAAUGAAAUAAUCUUAAUCAUUCCAAAUGUAUAUUAAAAUAGAAUAUAAGAUAUAAGAUAAAUAUAAUAUUUAAGUUUAAAAUAAAAUAAAUACAAAAUAAUCCACAAAACUGUACUGAUAUUGAAUCUCUUAAUUUUUAAUAUAAGAAUUAUAAUUUUAUUUGUUUAUUAUUAUUUUCAUUUGUUUUAAGUAUAUAGGUUAUUUAAUUUUUUGGAAUUUUGUUUAUGGGCAGGCGAAACACAUACACAGCAACAAAUUAUUAUGGUUCCUCUUUAAUUUUUUCUUAGAGAAGAAUUUCGUAAGAGGCAGCGACAAAAAGAUGAAGUUGAUGAAGAAAAAAAACAAAACAAAAUCAAAAUAAUUUAAAAACUACAAUUCGGGUAAAUUGUGCAAUCAAAUAUGGUGAUGGAAAAAUAAUUAAAAAUAGUUAAGUUAAUUAUUUUAGUUUUUUUUUAAGUUUUGAGGUUAAUACAUGGAUUUGUAUUCCUCUUUGUUCAUAGAUGAAAAAAAUAAACAACUAGAAAAAUAAGUUCACAAAACAAAUAAAAGACGAAAAAUAAUCCGAAAAGAAAAAUAAAAACCACCAACUAACUGAAUACGAUUAGAAUUAAGGAAUUUUUGUCUAAAUGAAUAUGAUAUUUAUUUUCUUUUUAAUUUUUUUCUUUGUUUACUAAAUUAAAUAAUCUUAAAAUCUCUUCCACCUUCGGCUUUAAAUCGAAAUUAGUUCUUUUUGUUUUUAUUUUUCGAUGCAUUUAGUUUUUGUUUUCUUUUUUCAAAAAUAAAAAUCAAUAAUUUAGAAUAAUUACUGAGUAAAUGUUCGUUUUAUUAUUCAAAAUGUAGUUCUUAAGAUAAACAUGCAUAUAUAUAUAUAUAUAUUUUAAAUUAAUGUAUUCAAAAUGUAAGAAGAAAAUCGUAUAUAAAACUAUAAAAAAAUAUUUAAUUUAAACUACUCUUUUUUUUAAUAAUUUAAAUUAUGAUGCAAUGUGCGUAGAAGUAGACGUAGACGUAGAGUGAGAGUAGAGAAAGAGGAUGUAAUGUAAUAAUGUUGUAGAGAAUACUCAUGACAACAAAGAAAUUUAUUUUUUCUUAAGAAGAUUUAAAACAAAAACGAAUAAAAUUAUAAAAUUAUCUAUUACACAAUU